This is a messenger RNA of Oncorhynchus kisutch (coho salmon), 8754 nucleotides long. RefSeq names its product mucin-2-like. The transcript has 7 exons. The record is from RefSeq and is a predicted model, not a curated record. The coding region runs from base 225 to 8438 and encodes 2737 amino acids. Lineage: Eukaryota; Metazoa; Chordata; Actinopteri; Salmoniformes; Salmonidae.
CAACAACAACAACUGAAGCUCUUACAGACAUCACAACUGUAGCUCCUCUGCCCCCCACAAUUGCAACUUCAAAUGUAGCAUCACCUACAACAACAACUGCAGAUGCUUCUACAACCACAGGUGCAGCACCUACCACAUCAAUCACAACUGCAGGUCCUACUACCAUUUUGACUCCUAAGACAAUCACAACUGAAGCUCCUACAGAAAUCACAACUGUAGCUCUUAUGCCCCCCACAAUUGCAACUUCAACUGUAGCAUCACCUACAACAUCGACUGCAGAUGCUUCCACAACCACAGGUGCAGCACCUACUACAUCAAUCACAACUGCAGGUCCUACUAUAAUUUUACCUCAAUCGACAACCACAACAACAUCCACUACAACAACUGUAGCUCCUACAAUGUCAAUCUCAACUGCAGGUCCUACUACCAAUUUAACUCCAACGACAACCACAACUGAAGCUCCUACAGACAUCAUAACUGUAGCUCCUAUGCCCCCCACAAUUGCAACUUCAAUUACAACUGUAGCAUCACCUGCAACAACAACUACAGAUGCUUCCACAACCACAAGUGCAGCACCUACUACAUCAAUCCCAACUGCAGGUCCUACUAUCAUUUUACCUCAAUCGACAACCACAACAACAUCCACUGCAACAACUGUAGCUCCUACAAUGUCAAUCUCAACUGCAGGUCCUACUGCCAAUUUAACUCCAACGACAACAACAACUGAAGCUCUUACAGACAUCACAACUGUAGCUCCUCUGCCCCCCACAAUUGCAACUUCAAUUACAACUGUAGCAUCACCUGCAACAACAACUACAGAUGCUUCCACAACCACAGGUGCAGCACCUACUACAUCAAUCCCAACUGCAGGUCCUACUAUCAUUUUACCUCAAUCGACAACCACAACAACAUCCACUACAACAACUGUAGCUCCUACAAUGUCAAUCUCAACUGCAGGUCCUACUGCCAAUUUAACUCCAACGACAACAACAACUGAAGCUCUUACAGACAUCACAACUGUAGCUCCUCUGCCUCCCACAAUUGCAACUUCAAAUGUAGCAUCACCUACAACAACAACUGCAGAUGCUUCCACAACCACAGGUGCAGAACCUACUACAUCAAUCACAACUGCAGGUCCUACUACCAUUUUGACUCCUAAGACAAUCACAACUGAAGCUCCUACAGAAAUCACAACUGUAGCUCUUAUGCCCCCCACAAUUGCAACUUCAACUGUAGCAUCACCUACAACAACAAUUGCAGAUGCUUCCACAACCACAGGUGCAGCACCUACUACAUCAAUCACAACUGCAGGUCCUACUAUCAUUUUACCUCAAUCGACAACCACAACAACAUCCACUACAACAACUGUAGCUCCUACAAUGUCAAUCUCAACUGCAGGUCCUACUACCAAUUUAACUCCAACGACAACCACAACUGAAGCUCCUACAGACAUCAUAACUGUAGCUCCUAUGCCCCCCACAAUUGCAACUUCAAUUACAACUGUAGCAUCACCUGCAACAACAACUACAGAUGCUUCCACAACCACAAGUGCAGCACCUACUACAUCAAUCCCAACUGCAGGUCCUACUAUCAUUUUACCUCAAUCGACAACCACAACAACAUCCACUACAACAACUGUAGCUCGUACAAUGUCAAUCUCAACUGCAGGUCCUACUGCCAAUUUAACUCCAACGACAACAACAACUGAAGCUCUUACAGACAUCACAACUGUAGCUCCUCUGCCCCCCACAAUUGCAACUUCAAAUGUAGCAUCACCUACAACAACAACUGCAGAUGCUUCUACAACCACAGGUGCAGCACCUACCACAUCAAUCACAACUGCAGGUCCUACUACCAUUUUGACUCCUAAGACAAUCACAACUGAAGCUCCUACAGAAAUCACAACUGUAGCUCUUAUGCCCCCCACAAUUGCAACUUCAACUGUAGCAUCACCUACAACAACAACUGCAGAUGCUUCCACAACCACAGGUGCAGCACCUACUACAUCAAUCACAACUGCAGGUCCUACUAUAAUUUUACCUCAAUCGACAACCACAACAACAUCCACUACAACAACUGUAGCUCCUACAAUGUCAAUCUCAACUGCAGGUCCUACUACCAAUUUAACUCCAACGACAACCACAACUGAAGCUCCUACAGACAUCAUAACUGUAGCUCCUAUGCCCCCCACAAUUGCAACUUCAACUACAACUGUUGAAUCACCUACAACAACAACUACAGAUGCUUCCACAACCACAAGUGCAGCACCUACUACAUCAAUCCCAACUGCAGGUCCUACCACCAUUUUGACUCCUAAGACAAUCACAACUGAAGCUCCUACAGAAAUCACAACUGUAGCUCUUAUGACCCCCACAAUUGCAGCUUCUACUUCAACAACUGUUGCUCCCACGACCACAACUGCAGCAGCUCCUAUAACAACAACUGUAGAUGCUUCCAUAAACACAACAGCAGCACCUACUACGUCAAUCACAACUGCAGGGCCUACUAACAUUUUAACUCCAACGACAAGCACAACUGAGGCUCCUUCAGACGUCACUACUGUUGCUCCUUUGAACCCCACAAUUGCAGCUUCUUCUUCAACAACUGUAGCUCCCACGAUCACUACAACUGCAGAAGCUCCUACAACAACAACUGCAGCUGCUUCUACAUUUACUACUGCAUCCCCUACUGCAACCACAACAGAAGCUCCUUCUACAACAACUGUAGCACCAAUGACUUUAGGAACAACAGUCCCAACGACAACUGCAGCUAAUUCCUCAACUUUAGCUCCUUCAAUUCCAAUCCCAACUGCAGCUCCUACAACAACAACUCUUGCUCCUACGACCUCUACAACUUCAGCACCAACUACUUUAUUCACAACUGUAGGUCCUACUACCAUUUUACCUCCUUCAACAACCACAACAACAUCCACUACAACAACUGUUGCUCCUACAAUGUCAAUCUCAGCUGCAGGUCCUACUGCCAAUUUAACUCCAACGACAACCUCAACUGAAGCUCCAACAGACAUCACAACUGUAGCUCCUAUGCACCCCACAAUUGCAACUUCUACUUCAACAACUGUUGCUCCCACGACCACAAGUGCAGCAGGCCCUAUAACAACAACUGUAGAUGCUUCCAUAAACACAACAGCAGCACCUACUACGUCAAUCUCAACUGCAGGUCCUACUACCAAUUUAACUCCAACGACAACCUCAACUGAAGCUCCAACAGACAUCACAACUGUAGCUCCUAUGCACCCCACAAUUGCAACUUCAACUGUAGCAUCACCUACAACAACAACUGCAGAUGCUUCCACAACCACAGGUGCAGCAGCUACUACAUCAAUCACAACUGCAAGUCCUACUACCAUUUUGACUCCUAAGACAAUCACAACUGAAGCUCCUACAGAAAUCACAACUGUAGCUCUUAUGCCCCCCACAAUUGCAACUUCAACUGUAGCAUCACCUACAACAACAAUUGCAGAUGCUUCCACAACCACAGGUGCAGCACCUACUACAUCAAUCACAACUGCAGGUCCUACUAUCAUUUUACCUCAAUCGACAACCACAACAACAUCCACUACAACAACUGUAGCUCCUACAAUGUCAAUCUCAACUGCAGGUCCUACUACCAAUUUAACUCCAACGACAACCACAACUGAAGCUCCUACAGACAUCAUAACUGUAGCUCCUAUGCCCCCCACAAUUGCAACUUCAAUUACAACUGUAGCAUCACCUGCAACAACAACUACAGAUGCUUCCACAACCACAAGUGCAGCACCUACUACAUCAAUCCCAACUGCAGGUCCUACUAUCAUUUUACCUCAAUCGACAACCACAACAACAUCCACUACAACAACUGUAGCUCGUACAAUGUCAAUCUCAACUGCAGGUCCUACUGCCAAUUUAACUCCAACGACAACAACAACUGAAGCUCUUACAGACAUCACAACUGUAGCUCCUCUGCCCCCCACAAUUGCAACUUCAAAUGUAGCAUCACCUACAACAACAACUGCAGAUGCUUCUACAACCACAGGUGCAGCACCUACCACAUCAAUCACAACUGCAGGUCCUACUACCAUUUUGACUCCUAAGACAAUCACAACUGAAGCUCCUACAGAAAUCACAACUGUAGCUCUUAUGCCCCCCACAAUUGCAACUUCAACUGUAGCAUCACCUACAACAACAACUGCAGAUGCUUCCACAACCACAGGUGCAGCACCUACUACAUCAAUCACAACUGCAGGUCCUACUAUAAUUUUACCUCAAUCGACAACCACAACAACAUCCACUACAACAACUGUAGCUCCUACAAUGUCAAUCUCAACUGCAGGUCCUACUACCAAUUUAACUCCAACGACAACCACAACUGAAGCUCCUACAGACAUCAUAACUGUAGCUCCUAUGCCCCCCACAAUUGCAACUUCAACUACAACUGUUGAAUCACCUACAACAACAACUACAGAUGCUUCCACAACCACAAGUGCAGCACCUACUACAUCAAUCCCAACUGCAGGUCCUACCACCAUUUUGACUCCUAAGACAAUCACAACUGAAGCUCCUACAGAAAUCACAACUGUAGCUCUUAUGACCCCCACAAUUGCAGCUUCUACUUCAACAACUGUUGCUCCCACGACCACAACUGCAGCAGCUCCUAUAACAACAACUGUAGAUGCUUCCAUAAACACAACAGCAGCACCUACUACGUCAAUCACAACUGCAGGGCCUACUAACAUUUUAACUCCAACGACAAGCACAACUGAGGCUCCUUCAGACGUCACUACUGUUGCUCCUUUGAACCCCACAAUUGCAGCUUCUUCUUCAACAACUGUAGCUCCCACGAUCACUACAACUGCAGAAGCUCCUACAACAACAACUGCAGCUGCUUCUACAUUUACUACUGCAUCCCCUACUGCAACCACAACAGAAGCUCCUUCUACAACAACUGUAGCACCAAUGACUUUAGGAACAACAGUCCCAACGACAACUGCAGCUAAUUCCUCAACUUUAGCUCCUUCAAUUCCAAUCCCAACUGCAGCUCCUACAACAACAACUCUUGCUCCUACGACCUCUACAACUUCAGCACCAACUACUUUAUUCACAACUGUAGGUCCUACUACCAUUUUACCUCCUUCAACAACCACAACAACAUCCACUACAACAACUGUUGCUCCUACAAUGUCAAUCUCAGCUGCAGGUCCUACUGCCAAUUUAACUCCAACGACAACCUCAACUGAAGCUCCAACAGACAUCACAACUGUAGCUCCUAUGCACCCCACAAUUGCAACUUCUACUUCAACAACUGUUGCUCCCACGACCACAAGUGCAGCAGGCCCUAUAACAACAACUGUAGAUGCUUCCAUAAACACAACAGCAGCACCUACUACGUCAAUCUCAACUGCAGGUCCUACUACCAAUUUAACUCCAACGACAACCUCAACUGAAGCUCCAACAGACAUCACAACUGUAGCUCCUAUGCACCCCACAAUUGCAACUUCAACUGUAGCAUCACCUACAACAACAACUGCAGAUGCUUCCACAACCACAGGUGCAGCAGCUACUACAUCAAUCACAACUGCAAGUCCUACUACCAUUUUGACUCCUAAGACAAUCACAACUGAAGCUCCUACAGAAAUCACAACUGUAGCUCUUAUGCCCCCCACAAUUGCAACUUCUACUUUAACAACUGUUGCUCCCACGACCACAACUGCAGCAGCUCCUAUAACAACAACUGUAGAUGCUUCCAUAAACACAACAGCAGCUCCUACUACGUCAAUCACAACUGCAGGUCCUACUAACAUUUUAACUCCUACGACAAGCACAACUGAGGCUCCUUCAGACGUCACUACUGUUGCUCCUUUGAACCCCACAAUCGCAGCUUCUUCUUCAACAACUGUAGCUUCCACGAUCACUACAACUGCAGAAGCUCCUACAACAACAACUGUAGCUGCUUCUACAUUUACUACUGCAUCCCCUACUGCAACCACAACAGAAGCUCAUUCUACAACAACUGUAGCACCAAUAACAUUAGGAACAACAGUCCCAACGACAACUGCAGCUAAUUCCUCAACUUUAGCUCCUUCAAUGCCAAUCCCAACUGCAGCUCCUACAACAACAACUCUUGCUCCUACAACCUCUACAACUUCAGCACCCAUUACUUUAUUCACAACUGCAGGUCCUACUACCAUUUUACCUCCGUCGACAACCACAACUGUAUCACCUACGACAACCACAACAACAUCCACUACAACUUCUGUAGCACCUACAAUGUCAAUCUCAACUGCAGGUCCUACUACCAAUUUAAUUCCAACGACAACCACAACUGAAGCUCAUACAGACAUCACAACUGUAGCUCUUAUGACCUCCACAAUUGCAGCUUCUACUUCAACAACUGUAGCUCUCACAACCACUACAACAGCUCCUAUAACAACAACUGUAGCUGCUUCCAUGAACACAACAGCAGCACCUACUAUGUCAAUCACAACUGCAGGUCCUACUAACAUUUUAACUCUAACGACAAGCACAACUGAGGCUCCUUCAGACGUUACUACUGUUGCUCCUUUGAACCCCACAAUUGCAGCUUCUUCUUCAACAACUGUAGCCCCUACGACAACAACUGUAGCUGCUUCUACAAUUACUACUGCAUCCCCUACAGCAACCACAACUGUAGCACCAACGACAUCAGCAACAACAUUCCUAACGACAACUGCAGCUAAUUCCUCAACUGUAGCUCCUUCAAUGCCAAUCACAACUGCAGCUCCUACAACAACAGCUCUUGCUCCUACUACCUCUACAACUUCAGCACCCACUACGUCAUUCACAACAGCAGGUCCUACUACCAUUUUGCCUCCUUCGACAACCACAACUGUAUCACCUAUGGCAACCACAACAACAUCCACUACAACAACUGUAGCUCCUAUAAUGUCAAUCUCAACUGCAGGUCCUACUACCAAUUUAACUCCAACGACAACCACAACUGAAGCUCCUACAGACAUCACAAGUGUGGCUCCUAUGCCCCCCACAAUUGCAACUUCACCUACAACUGUAGCAUCACCUACAACAACAACUGCAGAUGCUUCCACAACCACAGGUGCAGCACCUACUACAUCAAUCACAACUGCAGGUCCUACUACCAUUUUGACUCCUAAGACCAUCACAACUGCAGCUCUUAUGACCCCCACAAUUGCAGCUUCUACUUCAACAACUGUUGCUCCCACGACCACAACUGCAGCAGCUCCUAUAACAACAAUUUUAGCUGCUUCCACAAAUAAAACAGCAGCACCUACUAUGUCAAUCACAACUGCAGGUCCUACUAACAUUUUACCUCUUUCGACAACCACAACUGUAGCUCCUACGACAACCUCAACAACUGUAGCUCCUACAAUGUCAAUCUCAACUGCAGGUCCUACUUCCAUUUUACCUCCUACGACAACCACAACUGAAGCUAAUACAGAAAUCACAACUGUAGCUCCUACAACACCAAUCAAAACUGCAGGUCCUAAAACCAUAUUAAUGACAACCGCCACUGCAACUUCUACUACAACUACAAAUGCAGGUCCUUCAACCACCACAACUGCAGCGCCUACUACAACUAGAACAGCAGCUCCUACAAGUACAACCACAAUUGCACUUCCUACCUCGACAACCACAACGGCAACAUUUACCUCAACUUCUACGGCUUCAGUGGCAUCAACUAGAUUUGGCACAGUGGUGGUUUUUGUAAGACUAGAGUUCCAGCUCAACACAGCAGUCCCCAGUAAGGAUGUCGUCCUUGGUGCCGUCGACAAGAAACUGUCUACACAAUUCAGGACCUUCAAAAUUCAAAGAAACACUCAAGCCACCCUCCAGAAUGCAACUUAUAUCAAACUUUCAGAUACUUCAUUUGCUGUUGAUCUUGGUUUCAAAAUAACCAAUGUAUCCAUGGAGGAGAGACUGCUUCAAAGUGCUAGAGUCACUUUCACCGAUGAUACCUACAGCCAGAUACAGGAUUCAAUUAACAGCCUACUGCAUGAUAUUCUCAGUGAACCAAACGGCAAACAAUUUGACUUUCCCAAAGCCAAAUUUAGUGUUGUUGGCAAUCAAAUCAGGGCAAACGUGACGUAUGUAUACAAAGAGAAAGACGUCAACCUCCCUAGUGCCUUUCUAGGGGAUGUUUUAAAAGUCUCAGGUCUCCUAACAACCACUGUUGCACCAACAACAACUACCACCACCUCACCACCUACUACCCCUUUGCUGACCACUCCUUUCAGUAUAAGUGACAGAGGUUUUCCUGGCUGGGCUCUGGCCAUUAUCAUCCCCUGUGGCAUCGCUAUCAUUCUGGUACCCCUGUGGAUCCUGCUAUGUUGCAUGCUAUGUGGCGGCUGUGCAGCUUUAAGGAGACGCUGGCAACGACACAGAGCUUACAACGUACAGUACACCACAAGAAACGGCAUCUUCUGAGGUGACAAGACUAUCAACAUAACAGCCAAUCAUCUAUAUCUGCUCAUCAUCACAACAAAUAAUAUAUUUUUCAUGUAAUCCAUACACCAUUACUUUUGAGAAGAGAGAACAGUAUUUCUCAUUUUAGUCAAAGCUACAGCUGAGCUGGUAUAUUAUGCAUUUAUGUAAUUUAAUCAUUUAUAUACACAGAAAUAUUAUUUUUGUCAUUUCCCCUGCUGAUUUAAGCUAUUAACUCACUAUAUUUGAAAGUCUGCAAUACAGCACUUGUUUCUUUAUCAUACAAUUUAACACAUGUAAUAAAAGCUUUUCAAAUCAA